AUGGAAAACGAAGCCAGCGGUUUGAUAGACUCUUUCGUGGCCAGACACACUAUAGACCCAAUCUUACGCUCGGAUCUGCUUUCUCGUAAUCAAAAUGGCUCACGCCCUGACCAAGGCACGAUGGGGGCAGAGGUAAAAAAGACUGAAUACAUCAUAGCUUAUAGAUGAGGAGAGGGAUACUGAUAUUGCUUUUCUGCAACUACGUAGCAGCUCUCCUGGGGCGGGAAGGGCGUUGUAAAAGUCAUUCUCAAUCACCAAAAUUGAAGCCGAGAUCGCAGCUUUUCUUGACUACGACAUAAAAACUGGAAAAAACUAUGAGAUAGAAUGAUCCGGCAAAUUUGAUCCCACAAGCUUGGUGAAAAAUUGAUUUCCUGUAUGACAAAAAGAUACCUUAGGGAAUUGCAAAAUAAACUCACGAAAAUCGUUGUUUUUUUCGCUGUUGCGACUGCCCCCUUGAGGUGCUUUGCGAUAUCUCUACAGGAAAAAUAUUACCAAUUUUCAUUUACUUAAAACAAAAACAGCUCAUAGAUUUAUGAAGCAUAAAAACGAGCAUUCCAAGCGGGAAAAAUGGGUCUGUAUCGCCCGCUCGAAGAGUUAGCCAUACAAUAAACAUUUCUGAUAAUAAUCUUAUUUUUGUUUCUCCAGAUUGCUGGGUCAAACAACAUUGCUAUCGACUCGCUUGUUGCGGUUUCAUAUUCGGGGAACAUAAGACCUUGCAAUGUUGAGUCUUUAGAGUCCACGAACAACAGUCCUCUUGCGUUGGUGCAAGGAGUAGCCAGAGCGACGGUUCAAAUGAACAGGGGAAUGCAAGAAAGAGAACAGCGUGAAUUGGAGCGGGAACUACUUCAAAGGUUUUUUUAGGAUGUCAUUACAGCAAUUUUCAAAGUGUUUGAUUUUGUGAUUCCAAAAAGGACAAAAGUAGUCUGUUAGCACCAGUCAGGUCAAGUAGCAACGUUAUGGGUAGAUUUUUAUAGAGGAACUCUGGUAGCAGUAUAUUGUACUGAAGAAGUCAUUUUUUUUUCUCCUGGCACUAACAGAGAAAGAAACAGUGUUGUUACCAAUGCAGUUGAAAAUUUGGAUCAACGUUUUGGUCAAUCUGGUGACUCAGUGACGAACAGAAGCUAUGGCAGCUCUUUGCUUGAAUUGGAACAACGCGUGGAAGAAGUGUGCGCCUUGGUGGAAAGAGUGUUGAGGGAGAGAGAAAGUGCAGAGUUUGGCCGGGAAAUUGAAAGAAAAGAGCAUGAAAUACGAACAGAAAGAGCACGGAAGAAGAGAGGAAGGGAGGCAAGACAGCUCCCCGGAGUUAGCAUGUGGCCUCAGCAGCCAUUUCAUGCACUUCUGUGUAACUUCAGCGAGCAGUGUGAGGAGGUAAGUUAA
Pocillopora meandrina is the source of this 1377-nucleotide messenger RNA. NCBI's taxonomy places the organism in Eukaryota, Metazoa, Cnidaria, Anthozoa, Scleractinia, Pocilloporidae. The record is from the annotation of a GenBank genome assembly.